This is a messenger RNA of Benincasa hispida (wax gourd), 813 nucleotides long. RefSeq names its product senescence-associated gene 21 (gene SAG21). The record is from RefSeq and is a predicted model, not a curated record. Gene Ontology annotation, biological process: response to stress. Lineage: Eukaryota; Viridiplantae; Streptophyta; Magnoliopsida; Cucurbitales; Cucurbitaceae. Gene Ontology annotation, cellular component: mitochondrion.
UUCUCUUCUCCUUCAUCACCAUUUUCAAAUAACAAACCUCCUCUUCUCUCGCUGCUGUGGAGGAUUUUCUCGAGCUUUCCAAGAAUCUUGUUCUGAAGAAAAUCUCUUCUCCACUAGCAGCAGCAGCGUUUUCUGUUUCAUCAUAUUCAAUUCCAAUGGCUCGCUCUUUCUCCAACGUUAAGAUCCUCUCCGCUCUCGUUGCCGACGGAUUCUCUUCCACUCUCACAAGGCGUGGAUAUGCUUCGCAAGGACUUGCGUCUAGUCUGGUUAAAGGAGGAAGUGUUGCGGCGGCGAGGAAUAGUAAUUUGUUGAAGAAAUCGGGAGAGGAGAAAGUUGUUGGAUCAUCUGAGAAGGUUUCUUGGGUGCCGGAUCCUGUCACGGGGUAUUACCGACCGGAGAAUCGUUCUGAUGAGAUCGAUGUUGCCGAACUUCGAUCGAUUCUCCUUAAGAACAAGAACUAAUAAUGCUUUUAACGAAAUGAAUUGAUAGAAAUUUAUAUUAACAAAAAAAAAAAAGAAACCCAAAGCGAGAAGAGGCCUUCGGGCUUCGGAUCGAGAUGUUGUUGAAAGAGGAUUGGAUCGGGCUUGAGUAUGGAAUUUAUGAAGCAGUUUGGGGGGGGGGGGUUUAAAACAGGCUCUACGGCGGACAGCAGUUAGGGCUUCAAUCGGCGGUGUGAUUCCAAUUCCCGUUUAUAUGUUAAGUUUCUUUACUAUACUCUGUUUCUUUAGGAAUUUGAAUGUUUUUGGGUUUGCUGUAAUCUUGAAACACUACUAUACAGUGAAUGAAAAUAGGCACUAGCCUUUGGUUUCUGCU